AUGUUUGUAUUAUUUUUGAUUGCUGUUGGAUUCACGGAAUCCAACCAUAUCAAUUGCCCAUUCAAAAUAAUGGGCACACGGAAAAACUGCUUCCGGGAAGAAAAGUUCAAAAAAUUGCUGGACUCUCGCCCAAAAUAUCGAAAUACACGUCCAAAUAUUCUAAUCAAUGAAAAUACGACAAUUUUGGAGCUGGAAAGUGUGAGUUUUUUUCACGAAAAUUAUCAAAAUUUUUGAUUUUCUUUGAAAAUGUUCGAAAUUCCCGCGAUUUUCUAUCAAAGGAUGAGUAUUUUCAGAGAAAAUCACAUUUUCUGGUGAAUAAAAUUCUGUUUCUGACACAAAGUUUCAAUUUUUGCAGUUAGAAAAGUGUUGUUAUGAAUCAGUUUGUUUGAAUGAUUGUGGUUAUGAUGGGGAUUAUCUGGCCAACUCAUAUUAUGGAAGAGAUAUGCCGAAAAAUCUAAAAGGGCUCACUGUCGAAUAUUAUUCGUUUUUCAAAGUAAGUAUUUUUGGGGAUGGGCUAAAACUACUCAAUUUACACGUGGCAGCCGUAAAAAAUAAAACCCUGUACAGAGCUGAAUGAAUGACAAAAUCAUUAUUUCGUCAGUCGCGUGCGGCUGUGCGUCGCGGUCGGGAAACAAAGGAAAAAUGGAUUAUUGAUUGUUUUUCGACCGUAGCGCACAGCCGCUCGCGACCGACGAAGUAACGAUUCAUUCAGCUCUGCACUGGUUUUUAUUUUUUACGGCUGUCACUUUCGAAUUUUCGAGUUUCCCGCGAGAAUUUUCACGCAAAUUCACGUGGAAAGAUCGAAAAUUCGAAUUUUCUCUACCAAAUCAAUUUCCCACGAAAAAUUCCACAUUUUCAGACAUUCAAAAUGUCUGAAAUUGAUCAAUUGCUCGAUGGUACAGCUGAAUCUCAUAUUUUGGAGAAUUGGAGAGUAAAAUUGUUUGAAUUAUCGAAUUAUCGCGGACGGAUUCGAAGAAGACAACGAUUAGAAGAAGGAAAUAGUAAUAGUGAGGAAGAUAAUUGAUUUGCGAUUAAAAAUAUUUAAAAAAAACCAAAAAAAAUCAAAAAAUUUCAAAAAAGAAACAAAGAUUCCCAAUUUUUCACCUCAUUUUUCAUCCCAAUCUCAAAAAUCCACCAAAAAUCCUCAAUUUCACCUCAUUCUAGUUCCAAACACCUCAUUUAUUCCACUGCUCUUCAAUUUUGUUGAAAAUAUUCAUUUUCCCGUUGUUAUUUUGCUCAAAUUCUCAAUAAACAUGUUUUCUUUCAACCAAAACCUUGCUUUCCUUCAUUUUCAGACAAAUUUGGAGAUUUUAGGCCAAAAACCGCCCGAAAAAUCGAUUGGAUUACUGUAGCUCGCUGGAAAAGUGUGCAAACACCAACGUGUUUGCGGUCAUCGGCAUUUUACUUGACGCGCACGUUUUUUCUUUUUUUUUUGUGGAAACGUGGGAAUUUUCGAUUUCUAGUUGAAGGAAAAGCUUGCGAUUUGUGAUUUUUUUCAAGAAUUUCAGGAAAAAAAUUGAAUUGUGGGAAAUUUUCAACAUUUUUCCACCAAAAUUACCGUAAAUGACGCAAUUUCCAUGCUUAAGGUCAGACUGAUAAAAAAGUUUGAUGAUAAAAAUCGAAAAUGUUGCGAAAAUUGAAAAUGUGUGGGAAAAAGAUAAGAAUGGUACGAUUUUUGGUACGAAAACAAAGCUUUUCGCCAAAAAAUUUCAAAGUUCACAUGGAAAAAACAAUAUGACGUGGCAAUUUAACGUGUCCUACCUAAUUGACGUGGCAAUUUUAAAUCUAAAAACCUAUCAUUUCUAUUUCUAUACAUCUCAAAAAUGACCAUUAUAAAAAUGAUCAAGGAAAAGGUACAGUAUCUCAACUACAGUACCCUCUGAAAAAUUCCCGAAUUUCUGCAGAAGCUUUUCCUAAUAACUAUAAGCCUAAUAAUAAUAAUCUUGCUGUCAAUUGGAAUAAUUGUAUAUUUCAUGUCGAAAUCCGAGCCGAAACCAGAAAAACAUGCAGAACACCAGCAUUUUGAUGAAAUAGUUACAACAACUCAAAGAAUCGGACCAUUUCAUCAUGUGAUUCAGACCUGGGAAUUUUUACGUUUUCGUUUUUAUCGUUUUACGGUUUUCACGGGAUUUCACCGUAAAAUCCAAUUUACGGUUUUACCGCUCAAAAAAUCGUAAAAUAAUUCGUUUAAAAAUAUCACUAAAUAUAGUUUCAUUAUAGUGAAUUUUGAUAGAAUCAAAUAGAAACUUCAAAAAAAAACAUAAAAUUUUUCAAAGAAAAUUUUGAUUCAAUCCUAACUGAUUAAUUUUUUGACGAAUAUGAAGAAUAAUAUUGUUAAAAUUAUGUUGGAGUUACGAUAAGUUACCAACUCGCUAUUUCUGAAGAAUUUUUUUCUGUUUUUCAGUGAAAAGAUUGAGUAACAAAAUUUUACGUUUUUCUCGUAAUUUUACGGUUUUUCAAAACCGUAAAAAGUGUGUUUUACGUUUUACGGUGCCUCGUAAAAAAUUCCCAGGUCUGAUGUGAUUCUAUUGAAAAAUGAUGAUUUGCGGAUUUUCGAACUUCCCAAGAAUCUGGGACCGAUAAAAUAUGAUCUGAUGAUUCGAACAUAUCUAGAAAACACUUUUGAUGGAGAGCUGAAAAUCAAGAUCAAAGUUCUAGAAGCCACAAAUAUUAUAGCAUUGAAUUCAGAAGAUUUGACGAUUCGAAAUGUGACUAUUGACAUAAAUAAAUUGGAAUAUUUGCAUAUUCAUAAAAAUUAUAUAGAAAUAUUUUUGAUGGAAGAACUUUUGAAGAAUUCAGAAUUUGAAAUAAUUCUCCAAUAUUCUGGAAAUAUUCGAAAUGAUUCAAGAGGAUUCUAUAAUACUUCGUAUUUCGAUGAAAAUAAUGAGCUAAAAAUUGCAUUGGCUACACAAAUGGAACCGAAUUCAGCGAGAUUAGUUGUUCCUUGUUUUGAUGAACCAAUAUAUAAAGCAAUUUGGAAAUUGACAAUUAUACAUUCGAAUGAAACGAAAGCUUUUUCGAAUGCUGAAUUGGAAGAUCAAGAAGAUGAUGAUGGAAGUUCAGGACAAAUAGUUUCGAAAUUUCAAGAUUCCCCCAAAAUGUCAUCAUAUCUUCUAGCCUUUGUUAUAUCUGAUUUUGCUUGUAUUUCAAAAAAUACCACAAAAAAUGCGAUAAAAAUUCGAGUUUGCUCGAAACCCGAAGAAAAAGAUAAUCUAAAUCUAGCCCUGGAUACUGCGAUAAAAAUCCUGGACACUUUUGAAACAACAUUUGGGGUGCCUUAUCCAUUGGGCAAAUUAGAUAUGAUUGAGGUGAAAGAAUUUCGAAGUGGUGCAAUGGAAAAUUGGGGAUUGAUAAUUUAUAAGGAGGGAAAAUUGAGUUAUAAUGAGGAAAUGGAUAGUUUGGAGGAUAAGCGGAUGAUUCAAACUGUUAUUGCACAUGAAAUUGCUCAUCAGGUUAGGUUUGGGCUGAAAAUCAAGGCUUGCAUGAUUUUCAGCACAAAAUUCUGAUCUGGAAACCUGGAUUUUGUGCUGGAAAUCAAGGGAAUCCUGAUUUUCAGCAAAAAAUUUCAACCAGGAAACUUUUUAGGACGAAAAAAAAUAAAUUUCAACUCAAAAAUCGUUUCUAGACCUGAAAGUUUUGAAAAUCAUGGAAAUUCUGAUUUUCAGCGAUUUUUCCCAGAUUCAGCACAAAAUUCUAAACUAGAAACAUAUUUUUGACAUUUUGACCAGCCAGGAACCUUUUUAGGACGAAAAAAAAUGAAUUUCAGGUCAAAAAAUGUUUCUAGACCCGAAUUUUGUGCUGAAAGUCUUGGAAAUCCUCAUUUUCAGCAAUUUUCAAUGAUUCCAGCGUUUUCAGCACAAAAUUUCAGCCAACAUCGAGGUUUGGCCGCUGAAGCGGAAGAUUGUGCCGCUUCGCGGAAGCUUGCGGUUUACACUCGCGCAGAGCGCUCGAAAAAGGUUUAGGGCUGAAAUUUUGUGCUGAAAAUCAACAAAAUGCUCAUUUUUCAUGAUUUCAGCAAUUUUUCCAGAUUCAGCACAAAAAUCUGAUCUAGAAUCAUAUUUUUGACAUUUUUAUCAACCAGGAAACUUUUUAGGACGAAAAAAAAUGAAUUUCAGGUUGAAAAAUUGUUUCUAGACCCGAAUUUUUGGCUGAAAAUCAAGAUUUCCCCGAUUUUCAGCACAAAAUUCCAACAAAAAUGAUUCUUUCAGUGGUUCGGAAACCUGGUAACAAUGAAAAAUUGGAGUCAACUCUGGCUGAAUGAAGGAUUUGCCACGUUGUAUCAACUUUAUGGAGCGGAUAUUGCAAAUAGUGGAGCUUAUAAAUGGGUAAAUUUCGAAAAUUUCAAAAUUUUGAAGAAAUUUAUGAAUUUCAGGAUACCCAAUUCCUACUAAAUUCACAAAAAUCAGCAUUCGAUUUUGAAUUCGAGAGCCUCAGAAAACCGGAAAAAUAUAAAAAUCACCCAAUGACCUUUGAACUUGAGGAAAAUGACAAUAUUCGAGAUUUUUUCGAUAGAAUCACAUAUAGAAAAGCUGGCUCAAUAUUAUUUAUGAUUCGAAAAGUUAUCGGAACUUCUGUGUUUGAUAAAGCGAUUAGAAGUUAUCUGAACUCGAGUAAAUUUGAAAAUGUGGAUGAGGAUAUUUUAUUCAAACACUUUCAAGAUGCUUAUGAUACUGAAAUACCGGGAAAAAGUUGGGAUUUGGCAGCAUUUGCAAAAUCUUGGACGGAAAAUGUGAUGUUUCCUGUGGUGAGAGUGGAAGAAUUUAAUGAAACACAUUUGGAAAUCAAGCAAAUGAAUAUGAUUUAUGAUAAGAAAAUGAAGAAUAAAUUGCUGGCUUCGAUGACAAAUCAAAGUUGGGAAAUUCCAAUUUUCUAUCGAAGAGAUCAAGAAGAAAAUGUUGAAUUUCUAUGGCUCAAAAAGAAUCCAAUAAUAAUCAAUGCUUCCCAAAUUAUACUAAACAUUGAUUCAGAUUGUUAUUAUCGAGUUGAUUAUAACGAAUCAAUAUGGAAUCUAAUUUCUGAGCAAUUAAAUGAAGAUGAAACUGUUUAUUCAGUAAAAACAAGAUUCAGAUUGGUAGAAGAUGCGAUGUUUUUCAAGAAACAUUUGGAAAUUGAUGAUUAUUUGAAGAAUGAAAAAGAGAAAUUGCCGAUUUUGGCGUAUUUAAAGAAGAAUGAGAAGAAUUGGAAGGUUUUUGAUAAACAUCGAAAAUUUAGAAAAGGUUGGCAAUUUAUAGAGGAUAAUUAUAACAAGGAAAAUGAUAAAAUUGAUCAAGUGUGAGUUUUUUAGCAUUUUCCAACCAACAAUUGGUUCAAAAUUUAUAUUUCCAGAGAAACUACUUAUCAAAUAAUUGAAAUUGAAUGUAGAUUUAAAAAUUGUCUACCUGAUGCUCAAAAAUAUAUAGAUCAAAUGAAAAAAUGCGCGGGGAAUGUGCAAAUUUCGAAAUGUUCGAAAGUUCCCGGGCAAUUUCGACGAUUGGUUUAUUGCAUAGGAAAAGCUUAUGAUGAAGAAUUCCGAAAUUUAGUUGAAGAAUGGAAAAAAGUUGAGAGAAGAGCGUCGGAGAUCAGAUAUUUCAAUGCGAUCAAAAAUUGUCAGCCGAAAACAGAGAAAUCACGAAAUUUUGUUGAAAAAUCUGAUUUUGACAGUGAAAAUGAGGAGAUUUUUUGA
Molecule: messenger RNA, 5662 nt
Organism: Caenorhabditis angaria
Lineage: Eukaryota; Metazoa; Nematoda; Chromadorea; Rhabditida; Rhabditidae
Source: the annotation of a GenBank genome assembly